AUGCUGAUAGCAGAUCCAAGGAACGCCGUCUUUGUGGAGAAGUACGCAGCGAUGCCACUCCACUUCGAGUCUUUUGGCCUCGACUUAUGCCUUAUAGCCUUACUCCUUCUAUACACUGUCGCAACAGUAAUUGGUACAGCAAUGGUCACCAGAGUUAUUCUGCGUAUUCGAGCAAGGAAGCACGAGUUCUCUGCCAAAACAUAUCGCCUUCACAUCAAUGUGGUCGUUUCUCUGAUCAUCUACUGUGUCAUUCUUCUUGUUCAAGUCGGCUUACCUACUAUGCUUUUUAUACUCACACUAAUUCUUGAACUGUCAUGGAUGACCACAACGCCUCAGCUUGUAACAAUUUUGUUCUUUCCAAUUCCACUAUUCGCCAUGUCUACAAGCAUUAUGUAUUUGAUGGUUAUUCGUCCAUUUCGUGAAUGCGCCAUCCGACUUAUCAAACGUGCUCUGUGCGCAGUGGCUCCGUCGUGGAACAGAAGCACUUCGACCGAAUUCAAACCACAAAUUGACCUCUGUUACUUGAAGGCCGUGGGUAUGAUGAUUUGGUUUGGCGCUUAG
Cooperia oncophora is the source of this 561-nucleotide messenger RNA. Lineage: Eukaryota; Metazoa; Nematoda; Chromadorea; Rhabditida; Trichostrongylidae. The record is from the annotation of a GenBank genome assembly.